AUGACCGCGUACAGACUUGUCGGAGUUGCAAACAACCGAACGUGGGGACCGGACACGAAGAAUGAGGAGUUGGUGAACUGCUGUAUGGGGGACCUAAAGAAGUACCAGUUUGAACCUUCCAUGAAAUUUGAGAGGAUAGGUAAGAUAUGCGAUUUUACAAGUAGUAAUUACCAGAAGAAUUUAAAAGAUGUAAAUAAAAAUACGAAUGAAGGUGCAAAUUCGUUUGAGGAAGAAUUACAAUUUCAAACCGUAGAUUUACGUACAGGACAAAAGCAAAAAGGAAAUAUAUAUAACAAAAAGAAAAUACUGAAUAAACAAACUACACAAGCUUUUACUCAAAAACAACAAGAAGAAGAUAAUUUAUAUAGUAGUAGAAUUAAAACAGCGGAGCAGAAGAAGCAGAAAUUAUUAUUACUUGCUAAGACAGCUAGAAUUAAUGCAAGGCAUAGGAUUUUUACCGAAUGGAGUAUUGAGCCAACACCUGUAUGGACGGUAGAAUGUGAGAUGAUGUUUAAUGAAUUACCUAAAAAAGUAAUAAAGUUAGAACAGUUCAAAAUAGAUGAUAUAUUUUUUAGAGGUAGAGUAUUAUAUUAUGAUAAACGAAUUGAGAAUAUUAAUGUAAAGAAUCCACCUAGUCUUAUAAUUUUAAAUAAAGGUGCUAAUUGUUUAGUUUGUAAAACAAAGGAUGAUCAGUCAUUAAUGGAAAUAGUAUCUGAUGAGGAAAAGAACUGUCAAGGGUAUACUACAAAUAGUAGUGUUACAACUACUACUAAUAGUAAUAAUAAUAAUAACCCCCUUUUAGUUGUUUCAACAGACCAAAUAUUAGCCUGUCUAAUGUCAUGUACCCAGUCAAAAUAUUCAUGGCAUCUAUUAAUAACUAAACAAGGGAAUAAAAUAAUUAUAGAUAAAGAUGAAGAUUCAAUUGUUGAUUUACUAACAGUUAAUGAAAACUCAAUUGAUGCACCAACACAAGACAAUGAAAAUAAGUUGAACAGUUUACAAGCAUUAGGAUUUGAGGCAAUUAAAAUUAAUCAAAGAUUCAGAAAACAAGUAUUGUUAAAAAACGAAAUGGCUGAACAGUAUGAUAAUAUUUCCUUUUUAUCUAAAAACAGUAAAACGAGUGAUGUUCUUUAUAGAUAUAGAAAAAUUAAUUUACCCCCAUUAAUACAUGGCACGUCGAAAAGAAACUGUACAUUAAUUACUAGAGGAGAAAUACAUGCAAAAAUUAAAGGUACAAACAGUUCUUAUAUUUAUAUAUGUGCAUUAAAUGAAUAUGAUAUUAAGAGUCAUAAAAAUUGGAGAUCCCAAAUUGAAAAUCAAAAAGGAGCACUACUAGCUAAUGAAAUUCGUAAUAAUACAUCGAAAUUACAAAAAUUUAUUUGCCAAGCUUUAUUAAGUGGUUGUGAAGACAUAAAACUAGGUUUUAUAUCUAGAAAAAAUGCAAAUGACGCAGAAAAUCAUAAUAUAUUAUCAAUUCAAUCACAUAAAACUAAGGAUCUAUCUACACAAAUAGGUUUAAAAUAUGAAAAUAUUUGGGGUAUACUCAGAUUUAUUGUGGAUAAUAUUUCAGAAAGGCCUGAUGGAAAAUAUGUCAUCUUGAAGGAUCCCCUAAAGGCUCUACUUCGAUUAUAUUGCACACACGACGACGAUUACCAUUAG
Molecule: messenger RNA, 1659 nt
Organism: Plasmodium malariae
Lineage: Eukaryota; Apicomplexa; Aconoidasida; Haemosporida; Plasmodiidae
Gene: EIF3D
Product: eukaryotic translation initiation factor 3 subunit D, putative
Exons: 1
Coding region: 1-1659 (552 amino acids)
Biological process (GO): translational initiation
Cellular component (GO): eukaryotic translation initiation factor 3 complex; cytoplasm
Molecular function (GO): translation initiation factor activity
Source: RefSeq, a predicted model, not a curated record